CCGCAUCCUCUAGGGGACUGUGCUGGAGUGAUCUUCAUCUUGUAGCUCCAGGUCUCCAGCGUGGCAGUCGCUACCAGUCGUCUGCCUUUAAACGAAUGGAAUCCUUAUUUCCUCGCAAAAUAUACCGACUGUUGCCUCACAUUUAAAGCCGCUGAGGAGGUACGCGUCCGUAUUGGUGGAAAUUGCGAGUGUUUGGCUUGUUCGUCGACGGAAGACCGCUUGAUACACAUCGAGCGACUUAACUCGGGUCUUUCAGUCCUGAAAUGGACACAGGAAUUGUACCUGAAAAGAAAAGGGUGAGCUCGGAGCGGAGGAAGGAAAAGUCAAGGGAUGCAGCGAGAUGCCGGCGAGGGAAGGAGUCAGAGGUGUUUUACGAGCUGGCCCAGCAGCUACCUCUGUCUCACAGCAUCAGCUCCAGCCUGGACAAGGCCUCCAUCAUGAGACUCACCAUCAGCUACCUGCGCUUAAGGAAAAUGCUCAGCACUGAUGAGCCAAAAUCAGGUGAGGAGAGCGAGAUGGAUACCCAGCUGAACAGCUCCUACUUAAAAGCUCUGGAAGGCUUUCUCAUGGUGUUGUCCGAAGAUGGAGAUAUGAUAUAUCUCUCUGAGAAUGUUAGCAAGUGUCUCGGCCUGGCACAGUUUGACCUGACUGGGCACAGCGUGUUUGACUUUACGCACCCGUGUGAUCAGGAGGAGUUGAGGGAGAUGCUGGUCCACAGAGCAGGCUCCAAAAAGGCCAAGGAAUCCGACGCAGAGCGUAGCUUCUUCCUUCGGAUGAAGUGCACACUCACUAGCCGGGGCCGCACUGUCAAUGUCAAGUCCGCUACAUGGAAGGUGCUCCACUGCUCCGGUCAUGUGUGCCUUCAGGACAGCCUCACAGAGCAGACUGCCAAUGACCACAAGGAGCCACCAGUUCCGUACUUGGUGCUCAUCUGUGACCCUAUUCCACACCCCUCCAACAUUGAGGUCCCUCUGGACGCCAAGACCUUCCUCAGCCGCCAUACAAUGGACAUGAAGUUCACAUAUUGUGAUGAGAGGAUCACUGAGCUGAUGGGAUAUGACCCAGAGGACCUGUUGAAUCGUUCUGUGUAUGAGUACUACCACGCUCUGGACUCAGACCACCUUACCAAGACUCAUCAUAACUUGUUUGCAAAGGGCCAGGUCAGCACAGGCCAAUACCGGAUGCUGGCCAAGAGAGGAGGUUUUGUGUGGGUAGAGACGCAAGCAACUGUCAUCUACAACAACAAGAACUCUCAACCACAAUGCGUUGUCUGUGUCAACUUUGUUCUCAGUGGCAUCCAGGAGGAGAAAGUGAUCAUGUCUUUGGAGCAGACAGAAGAUGUGAAGCCUGUAAAGCAGGAGCAGCAAGAGGAAGAAAAGGUUGUUGUGGAGAGCUGCUCACCAGAGAAGUCUCCAACCCUGCUGAAGGAGGAGGUGGUGGUGGAGGAGAAGAAGGCCCCUGAGCUGGAUGUGAUCAAGCUGUUUACACAAACACUUGAGCCAAAGCCAGUGACCAGCUUGUACGAUCAGCUGAAAGAAGAGCCUGAAGCCCUCACUCUGCUGGCUCCAGCAGCUGGAGACACCAUCAUCUCCCUAAACUUCAGCUGCCCAGAUUCUGACAUCCAUCUGCUGAAAGACGUGCCUCUCUACAAUGACGUGAUGCUUCCUGCCACGAGUGACAAGCUAGCUGCGCCUCUUUCCCCUCUGCCACCCAGCGAGCCCCUCACUGUGGAAACCACAGUGAAUGGAAAAAGUGACAAUUAUGACAGUCCCCCGUCCACACCGGCAACCAACCACAGCCCUGCACAGGUUCCUCCGCCGUUGGACUUUUGCUUAACCAUGGACUCGGACAUGUCUGAUUUCAAACUAGAUCUAGUGGAGAAGCUGUUUGCCAUUGAUACCCAACCCAAGGCCCCCUUUACCGCACAGACGAUGGAGGACUUGGAUUUGGAGAUGUUAGCUCCCUACAUCCCCAUGGACGAUGACUUCCAACUGCGAAGUUUGAGCCCAGAAGAGCCGCUGUCUUGUGGACCAGUCAAAUCCUUCGAGAGUUCACCUGUCAAGCAGGAGGUCCAGAAAUAUCCCAGCUCGCCCUUCAGCACACGUGGAAGUUGUACCACCCCUCCUGCGCCACACGAGUCACUCGUUUCCUCGCCCUCUUCUAUCAUCCUUCCUAAGAGAACACCACAAUUGGAAAAGGGUGUGUCACUCCGGACCCUAGCUGCUCAAAAUGCACAGCGCAAAAGAAAACUGGAAGACAUAAAAGUGAUGGUUGGGAAGGAAACUGUGCUCCGGGAACAAGGGAAAAAACUGAAGUCCACCACAUUGGGCACAACCCAAACUGUAGUUCUGCUACCGUCAGAUCUGGCAAGUUGCCUGCUAGGCAGCACAUCAGAGGCCACCAGUUGCCUCUUCACCCUGCCUCAACUCACUCGCUAUGACUGCGAGGUCAACGCGCCCUUACAGGGUCGCCAGUGUCUGCUGCAAGGGGAGGACCUUCUGCGUGCAUUGGACCAUGUCAACUGAGUCAAUGCUUAGCCUUCCCACUGCUGAAAUUGACACUGCAGUUUCUCCUCCUUCAACCCUCUCCCCAACUUUCUCUUAUUUAUGUAUCUGAAUACGUCCACCUCUGGUUGGCUGCUGGUUGUGCACAUCAUGUGAAGUCUAUAGCAUUCCGCUGUGCCACAGCAGCAUCUGCGUCACUAGGAGGUAUUCCGGCAUCACAAAGUUCCAGUUUAAUUCUUUUUCUGCCCCCACCCCAUGUCUCUUCCCGGGAGUCUCUGAGCACACAGCGCCUCUUAAGAUGACCCUUUUCCAGCAGGUCACCGAGAACCUGGCGCAACUGCCAGCAGUGUAUUGUAAGCUUCAGUCGCACAAUUUAUAUUUUCUUAAAAAGAGAACUAUUACCAGCAAUAUAUAUUAAGCCUUUUUAAACUAGUUGUAAUGGGAUUUGAACAGUUUUAUCUUUUGCUCCCAUACUUGUAUGUUGUAGAGUACUCUUAACAAUGUCUGUAGUAUGAACAUAUUGUUUAAACCUGCUGUGGUUUGAAUGUUAGCGUCAUUUAGUAGCUAUCAGUCUAUAAUUGUGUAGCAGUCCAGUACGUGUCACUUUAUUACUUUCUUGUAUGUGUGUUAUUGUAUGAAUAACAGGGAAAUUCACUUGUAUGUAUGUGCUUCACACCUCCAGCUCUGUCAAAACAUAACCUGGUUUGCUUUGCUUCACAUUAUACAACCUUUGUUUUCCAUCAAUCAUGAGAUGACAGGAGGUCUGUGUUUGACAUACUUAAAAGGGAAGUAAGGGGGAUCUGAAUGGUCUACAUUUUGCAACAUUGGUAAGUUGUCCAACAUUGCUCGGUUAAUUGUCUGUGUAAUUGAUCAGGUAAUCACUCAAUCAUGCCUUGCUUAUUGUUGCUGUCCAACAUUAAACGGCUCUUAUAAUACUGUUUCAU
Messenger RNA from Dunckerocampus dactyliophorus (ringed pipefish), 3448 nucleotides. RefSeq names its product hypoxia inducible factor 1 subunit alpha a (gene hif1aa). NCBI's taxonomy places the organism in Eukaryota, Metazoa, Chordata, Actinopteri, Syngnathiformes, Syngnathidae. Bases 264 to 2525 code for a protein of 753 amino acids. Gene Ontology annotation, biological process: regulation of transcription by RNA polymerase II; cellular response to hypoxia. The transcript has 15 exons. Gene Ontology annotation, molecular function: protein dimerization activity; DNA-binding transcription factor activity, RNA polymerase II-specific; RNA polymerase II transcription regulatory region sequence-specific DNA binding. The record is from RefSeq and is a predicted model, not a curated record. Gene Ontology annotation, cellular component: transcription regulator complex; cytoplasm; nucleus.